CAGAAGCUGAAUUAUGCCGGCGGUGUCUGGAGAAGCCGUGCAGCACAAGAGGCGAGAGCUCAGCAGCAUCCACGAGGCGGUGAGGUGCGGACAUGUUGAAGAGCUAGCGGCACUGGUGAAGAACGGGAGUAGCGUGAAUGACGUGGACCCGGUCCAUAGGUUUACUCCGCUGCACUGGGCCGCACACUCCGGGAGUCUGGAGUGUCUUCAUUGGCUGUUAUGGCAUGGAGCUGACAUCACCGACGUUACCACCAGAAGGUGGACGGCAGCUCACUUAGCUGCCAUAAAAGGCCAAGACGCCUGCAUGCAGGCCCUGAUACUCAGCGGAGCAGACUUGUCAGCUAAAGACGACCGUCAGUGCACUGCUGCACACCUGGCCGCGUCCCAUGGACACUCAUUCACUCUACAGAGCAUUCUGCGUAGUGGAGCGGAUACAAGCAGCCCUGAUAUUAAUGGCUGGACACCGGUUCAUUACGCUGCAUUUCAUGGUCGACUUGGCUGUUUACAACUUCUUGUGAGGUGGGGGGCUACUGUAGUAGAAAUCGAUCAAAAUGGAAACUCGCCAGUGCACCUUGCAGCCAUGGAGGGACACCUGCACUGCCUAAAAUUUCUGCUCAGUAAAGUCACCAGCUUCACUCUUGCCCUGGAGGCUGUGAACAAUAAGGGAGAGACGGCAAAGGACCUGGCGAGAAGGUUUUAUAAGGAGAGGAUCAUUCAGUAUAUAGACAGUGUGGGAUAUGAGAGGGACCAUCCAGAGGAGAGUGAGGAUUUGUCAUUUCCCGCUCAUGUUGCGGCCUUCAAAGGUGAUCUGGUGACCCUUCGAAAACUGGUAGAGAGUGGAAUCAUAAAUGUCAAUGAACGGGAUGACAAAGGUUCUACCCCCUUACACAAAGCUGCAGGCCAUGGUCAGGUGGAGUGCAUACAGUGGCUUCUGGAGAUGGGGGCGGACUACAACAUCACCAACGAUGCUGGGGAGACCCCAAAAGAUGUUGGUAAAAGGUUUGCACAGCUAGCUGCUGUAAAGCUCCUAGGGGGAGGAACAGAUGAAGAUUCAGAGGAAGAGAUAAGUGAGGAUGAUCCUUUGUUCUUCGAGAGGCACGGAGUGGAAGGAAGCACCGACCACCAAGACAACGUACAUCUGAGCGCAGCACAGAGGAAGGCGGCCCGCAUGAGAGCCCACGACAAAAUGAAGGAACUCGAGAAGCUACUGGAGAUCGCGAAAAGCAAUUUUAAGCAUCUUGGUGGCAUCCUGGAAGAAGAAAACCAGAGGAAGAAGGAGCAGAAAGAAUCAAAGAAGAAGAUCAGAGACUUGGAGGAGCAGCUGGAGUAUGAGCGCCUGCGCAGGGAGAAGAUGGAGGUCCAGCUGGAUGACUACAGGGUGCAGAUCUCUCAGCUCAGCAGCUGCCUUGAGCAGAUGAAGCCUUCCUCCAGAUCUGGGAAACUGUCUGAGGCGUAUAAGGAGAAGAAAAGCGCGAAGAAGAAACCGGUUCAGCAGACAAACCCUGGGGGCGUCUUUGUGAGGCGGUGAAGAGAAGAGUAAAGCAAAGCAUCGGCCUGCAUCUGUAUAUAGUGAAAAAGACAAACACUUCUGGGGGUUUUAGGAUUUUAUAUUUUCAUGAAAAAUUCAGGCCGUGAUUGAAAAUUAGGUAUUCGUUCAGAUUACAGACAAUCGUGAUUGCCCGCAGUGGUGACGUGUCCCUCACGUGAUACAUGUUUGUGAGACACCAAAAAGUUGGGGAGAGACAUAAAAAAUAAAAAAAAAUUAAAAGGGGAAAUCCGUUCACAAUGACUAUGAACCUAGAUAAAGGCGAGAGGUUGACACUGGUGAAGUCUCUGAUCGUCCUGACUGAAAGGAGCUAUAGUGGGAUCGAACCUCUUUGGCGCUGCUCAGAGACUUCUGUAGAUCUAACACAAUGGGGCACAUUUAGGCUUAUUGCUCCGUGGUCGUAUUGCGGACCUGCAAUACACAGGCACCGUGUUCCGUGUGCAUUCCUCAUCACAGAUGUGGACCU
Messenger RNA from Bufo bufo (common toad), 2012 nucleotides. It is a transcript of the gene ANKRD42, whose product is annotated as ankyrin repeat domain 42. The record is from RefSeq and is a predicted model, not a curated record. The transcript has 12 exons. The coding region runs from base 14 to 1528 and encodes 504 amino acids. NCBI's taxonomy places the organism in Eukaryota, Metazoa, Chordata, Amphibia, Anura, Bufonidae. Gene Ontology annotation, molecular function: protein binding.